Styela clava is the source of this 1586-nucleotide messenger RNA. Its product is annotated as mediator of RNA polymerase II transcription subunit 21-like. The record is from RefSeq and is a predicted model, not a curated record. Gene Ontology annotation, molecular function: transcription coregulator activity. Gene Ontology annotation, cellular component: mediator complex. Lineage: Eukaryota; Metazoa; Chordata; Ascidiacea; Stolidobranchia; Styelidae. Gene Ontology annotation, biological process: regulation of transcription by RNA polymerase II.
GAAUAUAAUAUUUUGCUCAUCAGUAUGUCUGAUCGUCUCACACAACUUCAAGAUGCCGUCAAUCAGAUGGCGGAAUAUUUCUGCAACAGCGUUGGAAUCCUACAACAGAAUGCCCCACCUGGAUCAUUUGCUGGAUUAGAAAAAACUGGAAAUAAGGAGCCUGCUAUUUCAACUGAUGAAAACGUCAAACUUUUUGCUACGUUAAUAACGAGAACUGCUAAAGAUAUAAACGUUUUAGUAGACUCGUUACCAAGCGAAGAAAGUACGCCCGAAUUACAGGCUGCUCAUUUAACUCGUUUAGAGCAAGAAAACCAGGCUGCUGCUGCAAAUCUUGAAAACCUGGUGCAGAGAGGGGAACUUGAACUUAACAGAAUUCAAACUGCCUUAGCGGAAAUUGCCGAAGCCCAACUAGCUGCACGUAAACUCGAAGCCAUCCUUGUAUGUGAGAGCGAACCUGCUGUUUCUUUUCCUGUUACUGAUAAUUCAAUCGCAGAUUUUUCAGAUAUUCCGCAAAGAUGAUAUUUUUUUGCAAUGGUUAGCGAUUUGUUUUUAAAACACAAGCAGGCAGGGUGCAAUGGUUUUUGAGCAACUUCGGUGUUCAAUGAAACAUUUGGGCGAUCCAGAAGUGUGUGUACCAAUAUGGAGUUAACUGCCUACUUUACACCAAGUUGUGUAAAGGGACUGAAACCUAUGGGCAGGAGGUAUAUUCCUUUGGCUAACACAGACAGUCCCCGAACACACAAUAGAACUAAAAUGAGGGAAAUUGGAAUAAAAUUAUGGCCUAACCCUAACCUGGUACAUAUACUACGGCAGAACCAACUUUUGUGUUCAAUUUCAAUCAUACACGAGCAGAAGUUCAAGUGUUGAUAUAAUUGAAUAAUUUUAGUUCAUUUUCAUUUUGAAAUCUGAAAAAAGGGUAAUCAAAUCCUUGUUUUUCUGACCUCUUCAGUACUUCUAAAUUCAAGCUCAUUGAAAAGUAUUUCUUAUUUAUGACGAGUUGAUUUAGUAUUUAUUCACAAUUCACUAUUCCAUGAUAAAAAUAAGGUUCCAGAAUCUAUUUGACUGUCCUUUGCAUGUUAAAAAAAAAAACAGGCCAAGAUCUAGUUUUGUAAAAUGGAAUUUAGUGUAAUUCAGUUUUAUUGCAAAACAUUAUUGAGCCUGCAUACUCUUUGUACUUGUUCAUAUCUCAGGCAAUAAACAGGUGACAAUUGUUUUGUACCUAUAAAUAGAAAUAUUCUUUUAAUCAGUUUUGUAUUUAUGCACGAUGGCCUAGUGGUGAAAUCAUUAGACUUAAUAUCUGUGUUGUCAUCGCAGGUUACUAACCUCUGUUUCAAAUUCCAUGCCUAUCAUCUCACCCAGGGAGAAUGGAUGCGAAUGUCGAACUGGAAAGAUUUUAGUUCUUUCAGAAAUGUAGCUCCUCGCGUAUCGUUAAAUUUCAACUGUGCCUUGUUCUGAACGAAAGGGAUGAAGAAGCGUAUAAACAAUUGCAUGCAUACGUUAGUUUUGAGACCAUUGAAUAUAGUUUUUCACAACUGCCUUAAAAGGCAUUAAUAUAUCAUCUUGAUAUUUUUGUUAUCUUGUUUUAG